AUGCUUAAAUCUUAUGCACAAUCAAAACUAUGCUGUGGUCACAAUAUACCAGCGGACAUUGCCUGUCGUCAAUGUGCUGAGACAACAGUAGAUUAUCACAAUCGUCCUCUUUAUGCGCCAAUGUAUAUUCCUCUCAAUGAAAUGAAUUCAGCUAUCGACAAUUCGACAUUACAAUUGCCAACAACAUUUUAUGUCCCCGUUAAUAAACAGAUGUUAAGCACGAACACGUUUCAUACACGAGACGAAUGUGUUGAAAUAAAUACGAAUAAAGGUAUUGUUCGAUUGCCCCGAUCAUCAAUUGUUCAACGUAAUCAACUACCAAAUAAUUGUCAUGAAUUUCCGGGCGAUUUUAAAAAGCAUGCACAUCGUUUUGCAAGAAGUUUUGGAUGGCGAACAAAACAAGAUAUUGCUUAUCAAACGAUGGCUCCAUUGCCAAAAUUAGUUAAAAAACCGGGUUAUGUUGAAAUUUGUUGUAAAAGUAAAUAUAUUUUCAACUUAUUUGAAAAGUGA
Messenger RNA from Didymodactylos carnosus, 510 nucleotides. The record is from the annotation of a GenBank genome assembly. Lineage: Eukaryota; Metazoa; Rotifera; Eurotatoria; Philodinida; Philodinidae.